Molecule: messenger RNA, 1102 nt
Organism: Nematostella vectensis (starlet sea anemone)
Lineage: Eukaryota; Metazoa; Cnidaria; Anthozoa; Actiniaria; Edwardsiidae
Product: lipoxygenase homology domain-containing protein 1
Exons: 5
Coding region: 503-916 (137 amino acids)
Molecular function (GO): protein binding
Source: RefSeq, a predicted model, not a curated record
AGCCCCCUAUCUUUAUUUGUUUUCCACGAAAAUAAGGGAGGGGAGGUAGGGGGCUUAUUUUCAAAUAAUGAAUUUUUAAUGUUUUUGGAGCUUUUGGGAUUUGUCUUUAUACUAAAGAAAAACCAGUGUGCUCUACUUCUGAAAGAAGGGAAGUGGCUUAGAGAGGUGGGACUUAUUUUUAAAUACCCCUCCUCCCACCCUGUAUUGGGGUGGCUGUGGAAGGCAUUCGACAGGUGCCUUUUUACGGGUGAUCGGAUUACGCUAUGCUACGAACACUUUACCAAUUUCAGGAGCGAUCAGGUUACCACUUUUUCUUCAAGAAACCCAUUAAGUGAUACAUUGGUUGAUUGAUAGGAUCAGCUAACUGUGCUUCUGUUGCUAUGGUUAAGCAUCCGUCUAUGAGGAACCUUCAUCAAUCACCACGAAUAUGUAAAUAGUAAGACCAUAAGGCAAAAACCAGCUUACGAAACUGCGUUGCCCCCAAGCGAAGCGUGUUGCCGAGAUGGGUUUAUUAACCUGGUUCUUCGUGCUGCUUUGCGUGGGCGGAUUUAUUCACGAGGCCUAUCCAGCAACAAACACUGUCCUCUACACUGUCAAGGUGGUCACGGCCGAUGAGAUAUUCGCUGGGACAGAUAGUCACGUGUUUCUGAGGAUCUACGGUGACCUCGGUGACACUGGAGAAAUAGAGCUCAACAGCGACGGUAACGACUUCGAGAAAGGAGCUACAGAUGAGUUCAGGUUUGUGGGUAAAUACGUAGGAAGCUCUAUCCGAAAAGUGGCUGUCAAAAGAAGUGAUAGCAUGUUUGGCAACUGGAAACUCGAGGAGAUUUCAGUCAAAGGGACAAGUCCGUUGUUUUUUAAGUUCCAUUUCAAUCAGUGGAUACCCGCUGAUCGCUGGAUUGAAAGUUAUGGUUGAAGUGAUUUAGCAAAUCAUGCUCAUAGAGAAGAAGCACAGGAAGAAAAACGCAAAGAAAAUCCUUUUAUUUAAAAAAUUUAGCAAAAAUUCAGCCUAUCAUUACUGCCAUGAAGUAUAACAAAGUUAUAAAAUUGAGCUGUUGUAAUGUCUGAAAAAUGAUAACAAUUAAAUAUCAAGUUUCACUUG